AAAGAAGUCAUAGAGUACCUCAAGCUAUAUCUUAAAAAAGCUAAAGAAGUAGGAGACAAGCAUGGGGAGGGUAAAGCUUAUAACAGUCUUGGCAAUGCUUAUUUCAGUCUGGAUGAUUUCAAAAAAGCCAUAGAGUACCACAACCUACAUCUUAAAAUAGCUAAAGAUAUAGGAGACAAGCAUGGGGAGGGUAUCGCUUAUGGCAAUCUUGGCAAUGCUUAUCGCCGUCUUGGUGAUUUCAAAAAAGCCAUAGAGUACCACAACCUAUAUCUUAAAAUAGCUAAAGAAGUAGGAGACAAGCAUGGGGAGGGUGAUGCUUAUGGCAAUCUUGUCAAUGCUUAUGACAGUCUGGGUGAUUUAAAAAAAGCAAUAGAGUACCACAACCUACAUCUUAAAAUAGCUAAAGAAGUAGGAGACAAGCAUGGGGAGGGUGGUGCUUAUGGCAAUCUGGGAAAAGCUUAUAUUAGUCUGGGUAAUUUCAAAAAAGCCAUAGAGUACCACAACCUACAUCUUAAAAUAGCUAAGGAAGUAGGAGACAAGCAUGGGGAGGGUAGUUCUUAUGGCAAUCUUGGCAUUGCUUAUAACCGUCUGGGUGAUUUCAAAAAAGCCAUAGAGUUAUACAACCUACAUCUUAAAAUAGCUAAAGAUAUAGGAGACAAGCAUGGGGAGGGUGGUGCUUAUGGCAAUCUUGGAAAUGCUUAUUUUAGUCUGGGUGAUUUAAAAAAAGCCAUAGAGUACCACAACCUACAUCUUAAAAUAGCUAAAGAAGUAGGAGACAAGCAUGGGGAGGGUGGUUCUUAUGGCAAUCUUGGCAAUUCUUAUCACCUUCUGGGCGAUUUAAAAAAAGCCAUAGAGUACCACAACCUACAUCUUAAAAAAGCUAAGGAAGUAGGAGACAAGCAUGGGGAGGGUAACGCUUAUGGCAGUCUUGGUAAUGCUUAUCACCGUCUGGGUGAUUUCAAAAAAGCCAUAGAGUACCACAACCUACAUCUUAAAAUAGCUAAAGAAGUAGGAGACAAGCAUGGGGAAGGUGGUGUUUAUGGCAAUCUUGGCAAUGCUUAUGGCCGUCUGGGCGAUUUCAAAAAAGCCAUUGAGUACUACAACCUAGAUCUUAAAAUAGCUAAAGAAGUAGGAGACAAAUCCUUAGAGGCAAUUGCCUACUAUUCAUUAGGAUACGUUUUUGAGUUGCAAGGUGGACUGCCAAAAGCCGUUGAACAUUACCAAGCUAGUAUAAACUUAUUCAAUUCCUUGAGAGUACUUCUUAAAUCUAAAGAUGAGUGGAAAGUUAAUUUUCGAAAUCAGCAUCAAAUGGCGUAUACGGGUUUGUGGAGAGUUCUCGUAGAACAAGGUAAUGUAGAUGAAGCUUUAAUAGUUGCUGAGAAAGGACGAGCUCAAGCUCUGACCGACCUCAUGGAAUCCAGUUUUUGUGAUGGAACAAGUCACCGCAAGGGAGAAGAUGAAGAUUGCGCAGUUUUAAAAAACGUUCCAUCAAACACUGUCUUUCAGGCAGUGGACAAAGCUAACGUCAAUCUUUGGGUUGUGUCCGAAGGAAAACAAGUUCAGUUAAGACAAAGUAAGCUCAAAGGUUUUGUUUCAGAGAAUAGUGGAUCUAGUCAGUCCUUUGAGUCGUUCAUGCUGGGUGUCUAUACACAACUUGGUGUUCGUUCUAAUGUGAGAUGCGAGAAUCGAUCUUUAGAUGCUUUGAGGGAGGGCCGUUCAAAAGUGGAUGAGAAAACCAAAGAAGCCAACCCUCAACCUCACAUCCAACAAGACGGAUGCUUGAGCACUUUGUAUGAUAUUGUUAUGAAGCCAGUGGCUGACUUGAUUGAAGGGGAUGAGCUACUCAUUAUUCCUGAUGGACCACUGUGGAUCGCUCCUUACGCUGCAUUGAAGGAUGGUAAUUCUAAAUACCUGUGUGAAUCGUUCACAAUCCGAGUCGCUCCAUCGUUAGCAAGUCUUAGACUCAUUGCUGAUUGCCCAGAUGAUUAUCACAAAAGCAGUGAUGCGUUACUUGUAGGAGAUCCGUGGGUAUCCGAGGUUACUAACAGCGAGGGAGAGAAAGUCCUGGAGCAGCUUCCGUGUGCUAAAGAAGAAGUAGAAAUGAUCGGAAAAAUUCUGAAUAUCACGCCAAUCACUGGCAGAAAAGCCACGAAACGUGAGGUGUUAAAAAGACUCAGUUCCGUUUCCUUAGUUCACUUUGCGGCACACGGAUGUCCGGAAACUGGCGAAAUUGCUCUUACACCUGGCCUACACCGAAUAUCUACUGUGCCUACGGAGAAGGAGGAUUACAUUUUAACGAUUCGAGAUGUGUUGAAUGUUCAACUUCGCGCCAAACUUGUUGUGCUCAGUUGCUGCCACAGUGGUCGGGGCGAGAUUAAGGCUGAAGGCGUGGUUGGCAUUGCGCGCGCUUUUAUGGGGGCUGGUGCUCGGUCUGUUGUGGUGUCCCUGUGGGCGAUUGAUGACGAGGCUACUCUCCAGUUCAUGAAAUGCUUUUAUCAACACCUUGCAGAAGGUAAACCUACAAGCAAGUCACUGAACCUGGCCAUGAAAAGCCUCAGAGAAUCAGAUGAGUUCCACGACAUCAAAUACUGGGCGCCCUUUGUGCUGAUUGGAGAUGACCUCACGUUUGACCUGAUGGCAAAGGAAAGAGAAAAUUUGAAUAGAAAAUCAAAUAAAUGAGAAAAUGUUUUUUUUCAUCUCAAAAGAAUGACGUAGGAACUUGGAAGGUUUAAAUGCUUCUCUAUUUUAAACAAUUUUUGGCUAUUUUUCUUUACUUUUUAAUUUUUUGUUAGAUGGAACUUGAGAUGUGCAACUUUACUAUGGUGAAGAAAUAAACCAGUCUAUUUCAUUAUAUUUUGAUCAGUGGAAUUGUCAUUUUUUGUUACCUUAACUAAUUUACAUGCUUGCGAAGAGAACGAAAUGCAACAAGGCCUCUGUUAUGAACGAGGUUUCCAUUUCCACCAACAUGUCAAUCAGCUCUGUUCCUGUAUUACAAUCAGUUGUAUGGAAAAUAAUUUAAAGGUUAUUUCUUUUACUCAACCAGGGGCUUUUCCACCGGAUUUUAAUUACCUUUAUGCUCUAAGCUUUUGAUAAGCAAAGAAACAGUUCGUCAUUUGCAAAAGUUGGCGAAUUUUUAUUUCCAUAACUUUGAUUGAAUAUGUAUGUGAAUUGAAUACGUCAAUUGAUCUUAGACCGUUUUCUACAGCAUAAAUUACUUUGUUACAAUUUUCCUUCAUCUUUACAAAAAAAUUGAUGACCAUUUUCAACUUCAUCCAUUUUAAUGCUAUCUAAUUCUGUCAGUGCCAAGAUUGCCAUUCUAAGCUUAAUUUGAAGAAGUAAACAACAGAGAUGAUGUUAUUAAAUUUACUAACCAUAUGUUAGAGACAUUACACCUACUUUUAGGGGUGUAGCCAGCCUCUAGUCCCGUAGGCCCGGCCUACAAUUGUUUUCUCCCCGCUUGACUUUUACUAAAAGAUAAUAUGACCCUUGCAAAUGUUGAAACAAAAAUUGAAAUUUGUGAGGGAAGAGGCUUACAUUUAGUUAAAAAGCUGGCUACAACCCUGUUUUCAAUCAAACGAGUCUGGCCAAUUUUUGUCCGUUUUACCAAACACUUCUCCGUUCGUUUUAAAGAACGACGACAGAGAGGCUAAAAAUUGUCCAUGUAAUCUAAACUAGGAAAGAGGGACGCAGAGUUCGCUAUAAUUAAAGUUUCCAUAGGUGUGACUUUUAUUGUAUGUGACAUGGAAUUUGUUGUUUCUAGUACGACAAUAUUUACGCUCAUAAAUGAGAGAAGCAGUUAACGUAAGCCAUGUAGUCCUCAAUGGGAAUUAUCUUAGUGAAAAGGCUCAUUAAUUAAUGUAAACCUAGUGCGUAGUUGAAAAGGUUCAGGGCUUCAGGAUAAAACUUCUAAUUGUUGAAAAUCACCUCUUGAAAUUUUUUCAUCGCUUUAAAUUUACCUCAGCAUGAUUUGAGGAUGUCUGAUAAUAUGCGUGGUUGAAUAUAAUGUAACUAGGAUUUUAAAGACAUGCUGGGACAGUUUCAACUAAACAUGGUUUGUAUAAUGUCAGUGGAUUUCGUGUCAAGUGUUUUGAUGCUAUUUUAAGUUGAAGAUAAUUGUUCAUUUACCUUAGUUUAUAUUAAUUAACUCAUGAACUCCCAAGUUCUGAAGAAAAAUUCUCCCACCUGAUAAGAAUGUGUUUCUCUUUGCUGCCGCUUGUUCCGAGAAUUCGAUGUAACAUUAUGUUUCUAGGAAAAGAUUAUCCUCCAGUUUGGAUUUUCUCGAAUUGUUAUUGACUCCAUGUUUGUCGGUGUAUUAAUACCGUGAGGAGAAUUUAAAUUAUGAUCAGUCUUGGGAGUAAAUGGGUUCAUUUUAGCGUCUCCGUUUAGCGCGUAUUUUACUUAAUGCCUUGAACGAUUUAAUGCAGUAUUAUUGUACUUAUUUUUUUACUUCUUUUUGUAAGAGAAAUAUACAGUGUAUAAAAUACAAAAACUGCGUUGAUUUACAUUGUCUGUCUCCAUAUUCUUAGGAUGCACGUAAGAUGUAGAGAAAGCAGAUCCUAUGGGGACUUCAAUACUUGUUUUGACCCGCGCACCAAGUUGAUAAUGUGUGCAGCUAACAGUGUACUAACAUACCAUGUUUCAAGCCCCCGCCCACUUAACAAGCGCGUCAUCUCUUCGAUUGUAUCUCUUUCACUGUCUAUCGUUCUCCGUAUUGCCAACGGUUUUGAACGCCGAAGGAUGUGUUCUUACUGUUACAUAUCUGUGCCUUUUUUAUCUUUUUGCUCACACAAGUUUUUACACCUUUUCACAUUUGCGCAUCCCUUUAUUUUUCUCCUUCCUUCUGUUCCUUCCAUUUCUUUUUCGUCGCAAUUUUCCUUUAUUCCCAUCUUUACGCGCACCUCUUUUAUCGCCCUCAACUUUGUUCUUCUGCGCGCUUCAUAGGACGCGACUAUAUCCUUGUCUCUUUCAGUUUUCACUCGUCUCAAUCUUCGCGCAACGUCUGACUUCUUACAUCUCAUAUACCUCGUUACUCCCCCAUAGUAGUUGUGAUCAUGCGUAUUAUGUCCACUUUGGGAUGGUGUCCUCUUAAAGUCAUUUCUAGUGAAAUCUCGGUUUUCCUUUCGAUUGAUUCCUAGUCCACAGGGUGCCAGUGCUUGCUCUCCUCAGUCCUCUCAUCAUAAUAGCAGUUAUAAAACGGAAGAGCUCCCUCCAAGUCUCGGCGACAUAAUCUGUGCAUUUUGUUGGAAACAAGUCCCUCAAUGUCCAAAUUAAGGCUUCUUCUAUCAUCUGAUUGGGAAUGGGUCAAACUCUCGCCCAGGGUCCACCUACAAUGCGAAUCCAAAAUGGCGGCAGGCCAAUCCACAGGCGGACUCUACUGAGUCGGUAGCCGCCAUCUCGGAUGUAGACGCAGAGAAGACCCUGAGGAAGAGUUUUGACAAAACAAUAAUUAAGAAAGGAUAAGUUACAAUAGUGCUUAGAGAGAUAGCCGAUAACAACUUGAGAGAUUCAUUGUAAGCGACCACGUUCCGUCGAUUAUUAAACUCCAUAUCUCCUCGAAUACGCACUCCUAUAUGCCCCUCUUCCCCUUCCCUAUACAUCCCUGUACUGCAAGUUUUAUCAUCAUUCAGCACAAUACAACAUUAUACCCCUGAGAAGCACUGUAAAUCCGUAAAAUGCAGUAACUAGAAAACGCUUCACAACAAUAUGUACCCGUAGAUAGCACUAUGCUUCCCUCUACUGAAUUUUAAAUCACCAUAGAGCGCUAUAUAAACAUUUGCUCCAAUUUGGCGCCAAAAUAAGUGCAAAUAUUUGUCCGCGGUCAAUUUCUCGAAUUUUCUGUUCCAAGAUGCGGAAACUGUGAGCUUCGAGGAACAGAUAAUAUCCAAGGACAAAUAUCCGUACACAUUUUCGCGCAAAAGAGACGCUAUUGCGUUUUUUAUCCUUCAAAUAUUUUGCAACGCACGUGAAAAAUGUUAAUGAACAGCUUACUGAAUUGAACACUCGAUGAAAACCUCUGCGUCGUUUAAAGAAAACACAGCAUUUUCCAGCGCAGUCAUGACUCGUCUGACGUGAAGAUACAGAGAUCGAGAGUUGAUUACGGCCUCAAGUUUCAAACUCGUAAAGGUGGGAAAUAUGUCUUGAAUUCUUGGGUUGGACUCAAAAAGUCUCAAACAAAAUCAUUCAUGAUCAUCGUUAUCAAUUCUGAAUAAUUGAAAUUCGAUUCACGUUUACUUUGGAUAAUAAAUUUUACCCCCAUUUUGCCAGUUAUACAAAGAAAUCAAGACACUAAGCAAUACCCACAACAAGACACAGCUACAGUGUUGUGAAUCUCCAUCCUCAUCUUCAAUAGAACUAUGCUAUCACGAAGGUAGUGCGCGUGCGUUUGCAUUUUAAAAUCACUUUAGCACAAAAUAAUGACCCGAUUGACGAGAAUACAGGCUAAACACCCAAAAGCGCUGGUGCUUUUUGCGUUUUGGCGUUUUCUCGCUAGAAAGCCCGAGAAAAAGUUUUCACUGUCUAUUAAAUUAUUGAUUGUUUUCAUUUCUCGGGUUCUUCUUUAAAACCGGAACUCGGUUCUUAGCGACUUGUUCAACUACUGCUCUUAUUUAAGAGUGCUUAUUUAACUCAGAUCGAGAUGCCACUAUAUUUUUCGACUAUAUCAACUCUAGGCACCCUAACAUCAAGUUCACUGUGGAAAAGCAGUUUAAUCACAAAUUACCCUUUUUAGAUGUCCUGAUUGACAACCAUGACCCCAGUUCCUCUCUAACUAGGAUUUACCGCAAGAAAACUUUCACUGGGUUACUAACUAAUUAUUUCAGCUUCACCUCGUACUCUUACAAAGUGGGUCUCAUUAAGACACUCGUUGAUAGGGCUUACAAGAUUAAUAGCACCUGGUUAGGGUUUCACGACGACAUUAACAAACUCACUGAUAUUCUAAAAAAGAAUCUUUUCCCUGCUCAUUUAAUUAAUCGAGAAGAUUAUAAACCGUUUCAUUACUGGGACGAAAAACAAUCAUCAUCCUCGGGGUUCCCCUCCUACCACUUCACCUACGUUCUACUUUAAGCUACCCUACAUAGGCCACUUUUCUGCUAUCACUCAAUAAAAGAUCCGCCAUUUAUGAAGCGCUAUUGCAAUGACUUGGAUAUCAAACUGGUUUUCUCUUCCUUCAAAAUCGGUAACUUGUUUGGUGUGAAAGACCCUGUCCCUGACCGGCUCCGUUCACGAGUGGUCUAUAAGUAUGUGCUGGUGUAAUGCCUGUUACGUCGGUGAAACUUGCCGGAAUUUUUCCACACGUGUUAGAGAGCACUUAGUAAGUGACAAGGCCUCUCACAUUUUCAGGCAUUUGAAAGAUUCUCCGCACUGUCGCGCUCUGUGUUCAGCAGAUAACUUCCAUGUUUUAGAUCACGCCUCCACCGGUUUUCAGCUUAAGAUAAAAGAGGCUAUUCAUAUUCAAAGAGAACAACCAUCUUUGAAUCAACAAUUACACCAUGUAAAUCUAAAACUAUCUUUUUAAUUCUCACACUUGCAUGCUUUACCUCUCUUCUUGUUGUCACUAUUCAUCUUAAUUAGCAUUGUUCUACUUACUAUAUAAUUCAACUUUCAACGCUUUGUACAGUAAUUAACUGAAGAUGACAGAAGUUUCUGUCGAAACAUGUUUUACAAACUCAAAAGUUUUUCGCUUUCUUUAAAUUCUUGACUUGCCUGCUAAUGUCAAGACCCUUUAAAACACUUACCGUUUAAACACUUUCUUUCCUAUGACGCUCCUAAUGCGCUCAAUGAGCUGCCAAAAUUCUCUUAGAAUGCAUUUUUGUUCGCGUGACAGCGGAAUGUCUCUGAUUCUUGAAGUCGAUGUUGCCGCAGUAACUGAGACUUCUAUUUCGAUUCUGUUAUUUCGCGAGGCAAAACAACCCAUGGCAUUUACAGUUUAAGAAAGCUGUCAUACGCUGUGAUGAUGGGUGGUGUAUAAAAACUCUGACGUUAUCUGUGCAAAACGUUUGUCUUUAUAUCGACCAACAUCUUGACUUGUUGUUCACACUAACUGAAAAGGGAAAAAUUCCGAAUUUCUGCUUGAAAAAACCGCCGUUUGGUCGACGGACGAGGUUGCGUUCACAAUCUAUCUCUGGGGACGCAGAGAGUUUGAAUUCACAUUUCCUCGUCUGGUCAAAAUGCACAUGGCAUAGUAUUCGUGUUUUCGUGUUUCAAGCGAAAUUGUUAGUUAAUUCUUUUGUUUCCAAUUAACAUAUAAACGGGUUUAAACCCUGAUGAUCCAAUUCUAUUUUAUUUUUAAUACUGAGACUGCGUGCUCUCUUUGUUACGUACUUGUUCAAACGCAUCUAAUUCAGUGUUUAAAAUAAUAAGAGGUGAGGUUGAUUCAAAGGAUUGCUCCUAAUCUAACCUGAACUGAUUAACAAGGAUCUUUACAUUCAAUAUUUCAUUUAAUUAUAUCAUAAAUCAGUGAAAAAUAUCUAUAUUUUCGCCGUAAACAGAAAUGAAAAGAUGUAUAUCGACAGUUUCGCUGUUUUCAGUGACUCAGACAACGACUAAACUGACAAGUUGUUCAAUCAAUUGAUUUAUGCAUACAGUAUUUCAUUUUCGUCAAACGCUUAAACGUUAAUUCAUAUGAUCAAAUUCCGUUCAAACAAGGUACAGAAAUCAACAAGGAAACUGUUUUGCAUGGAACAUUAACUCGAAAGACUGGAAAAGAAAGGGAAUCUAGCUUCAAAAAGGGUCUAAAUAUCUCGAAGUUUUCCUCUUAAAAAAUGACAAUUCGAAAAUACAGCUAACUAAUGAUUAACACGGAUUCUCUUAGCUGCGGAGUAUCACUGUGUUAUUUCCUUCCCAAGAAGCUGAGGCGUAAUAAGGUUUGUCAAGAGAUAAUUCGCAGGAGAGCGAAUGGAAGGUAUGCUAAAAAAUUAUAUCAGUAUCAGGGUAAACUGUAUUGAUCAUACACGAUUGUCUGGUGAUCAAAGAAACCAAUCACAAGUGCCACAUACGUAAAAGAUGGUUUAGCUUACGGCGAAGGCACUUAAAGAGCGUGUUACUGUAUUUACCAUAACAGUUGUAAUCUUUUAAGUUCUCAAAAAUAAGAAUGAGGGUAAAAAAAACUACCGUAUAUUCGGUUAAAAGUGAUGGAGUCUUUCGACCGCUUAGGGGUGCAGCUGAUAUCAAUGGGAAACUCUUUGUAAUAUUUUUCUUAUAUUUGUUUCAUUAUAAGGUCAACUUAAUUUUAUCUUAUCCUAGUCAGGUGGUGUUGACAUUGCCAUGACAACUUGUAUUGAGAUACACCGGCCACUGUUACAGGAAUCAGCCGAUUGCUACUAGCACUUUUUUCCAGACGGACAAAGACAAAGAAAUCCGUAUCAUGUAAAACUCUCAGCAUUGGCUUUCAGUUUGUUGUUGCUAUGGCAGCUAGUUGGAGCAUUUUUGUACAUGGUUCGUGAUGUUGCUUGCUUCCGGGACAAAUCCACUGCAUAUCAGUGCAAAACAGAUGCGGCUUUCCCUUUUCAGAGGAUGUCACGAUGGUGUGGCUGGCUUAGCUAUGUAUUUUUCACCGCUAUCUCUAUAGCUGCCCUUCAGAAUGUUCCGCAGUUCCCCGGUUACAAGGCAAUCUUACAUCGGCUCAAAUGCGUUCCUUCAUUUUGGACUUUAAUAAUCCUUUUGACCGUCGCCUUGUUUCGAUAUGUUAAGCUACUAAUUUCUAUCAAAUCUUUGUCAUCUUGGGUCGUAAUUGUUUGCUUGAUGAUAAGUUACAUUCUGAGAACUUUGGUCGUGGGAUUUUUAAAUUACACCAGGUUAAACUCCCUAAAGCAGAAAUAUCCCAUUUACAUUUUUGUUAUAUCUAAACUGACAGUGUUCUUGUUUUUCAUUGUUACCUUUAUCAAUCUCAUGGCUACCCUUUUGGCCCUGAGUGUGGAAAUCCGCGAGAUGCAUAAAACAGAUCGAGCUAAGAACUCGCUCGAUUUGAAUUUGGAUACCGUAAACGAACUGUUGGAGGUCUUUGGUACAACCACUUUUAGAAUUAAGUUAAUGAAAUUCUUUUGGGAAAAGUUUUUCGUCGACGACAGGAACAUUCUUUGUUUCCAUAUACCUUUGGAGUGAGAAAGACAGCGAAAAUCGAGAGAGUUUCAUUCUCGUCCUCAGAGCCACUCGUUUUCGCUUACUCUGAUCACUUGACAAGCUCACUGAAAUGAUUGCGCUCACUUAGAGCGCAAAAAGUUUUUCCUUUUUUUUUUUUUACAAUACCUGCUUCUUGUUGCUACGCCUAACCUCUUAUGUAGAUUAGUUUUUCAGCGAUUUUUUUUUCUAGUUAAAUGUUCUAAAUUUGUAUAAUUUAUUACCUUGUUUGAAUUGUUAAUGUUGGAACAGUGUGACACAUGAAAGACGCAGUGUGUAUUUUGAACCACAAAGCCAUAAUUUCGUCAUACUAUACAGCAGAAGCUCUCCACUUCCGGUUUUCCGUGUCAUGUACUUCAAGCUUGAGCCUCGGUUUUUCCCGUGAAAAAAAAAACUCCUAAUAUUAGGCAGCAACGCUGUUGGCAAGUUUGUAGUUUGGGUAGUUGUCUUGAGAUUUCGCGUUCGAUAAUGCUUCUGUUAAUUUUAUUUGGACCUUACUAAUCUUAAUGAGUUCCUUUGAGAUAUUCCCAAAACGGACUGGGGUGGCAAGGUUGUAAAAAAAGGUUAUAGAACAGUCAAAAGUCGCGUCCGUUUACCCGACAGGGUGAGACUUCACCAGGUUGUGUAGGAUCUUUAUACAUCGGGUAAAUGCCUUUAUUUUGAGCUUAAAUGAACUCUUUUGACGGAUUUUCUAUGAUUUCUGGUGUUGUGAAAGUCUGCUACAACUACCGAUGAUUGCUAACUUAAAUUUGAAUACUUCGUUGCAGAGAACUGCCGCUCCGCGUUAGUUUAAAACUUACCUUAAAAUGCUAAGGAAUUGACAAAAAUAUCUUAGAAAAGUAACAGUAUUUACGUAAAAAAAACCAAUAAAAUAAUAGAAACCAGGAUUCAAUAAAGGAUGCAGAAGUAGCCAUUCAGUCAAAUCUAACUUUCCUCAAGGCAAUUAUGAGAAGUUGGGUAUGUUAGCUGUGCUACAACAAAAAAGGGAAUUCAUCACUCCAAAGUAGAUGAUGUUAAAUCUUGUCUCAAUUGACUUUAAUUCAGAGGUUGAGACCACCCUAAUGUACAUUUGAAUCCAGCGCUUGACUGCUGUGCCAUGACUUUCCAUUAUGAUCAGAAUAUUAUUUUGAGUUGGAUGAAGAACUCAAUGCUGAAUGCAAAGAAAAAUUUCAGCAGGAGUAUUGUAGUUUCCUUUUGCUCAAUGAGUGAGGUAGUGGUGUCAGAUAUGUUUAGUCACUAUCUCGCUGUUUUGAAAAGAAGUAAGGACUUAACUUAACUCAAAACUGUAAGAGGACUUUCCUCAUUCGUCAAGUAUAAUUCAACUUCAAGUGCCAUAAUACAUGUAAUAAUAAUGUAACUAAAGAGACAGCAUGAGUAAAUCUUAUUCUUGGUGAACUUCAAACCUUAGUUUGAGUCACUUCCUAGGAAUCAAUUAUCAACUGAUUGAGUAAAUCAAAUAUGUGAACUCAAACUAAAGGGAAAGUAGCAUUAGAAUCAAAUAAAAUUUUAAACUUUGUAUAUAACCUUAUCCUAGAAAGAUUAACCAAAAACAUUUACCAUUAUAAAAAUUUAAAAAUGGGUUCCAUUUUUCCUUUUACGCAUUGAGUAGGAUAAAAACGGGGGAUCUGGCGCAUUUUUAUAUCCACCUUGAUUUUUAAGGCAACUCAUGAAUUUAUCCUUGAAAUCAACCUUGAUUUUAAAAAAAACAGUUCUUGCACAUUUUGGAGACAACCUUGACUUCAAAGGCAACUUAGAUUAUUCACCCGUGAAUAGCAUUCACUCCUUCUUCAGAAUGUCUUACUCGUGAGUUGUGAAGAGGCUGUGAAUGACAUCAUCUUGAACGAUCCUCUUGUCACGCCUUCGGGGUGUUAAUUGUUCGCUUGAAGAUUUUCAAAUAUUGAUGUUGUAACUUAGAGAUCGUGGCGUGCCUUUAUUUGUUCUUCUGUCGAAAUUGUGUCUUUGUAAAUGAGAAGUUAUCUCAAGAAGACUCCAUGACCUAUCAGAAUCUCAUGAUCCAAUGGAAUCCUACAUUUGUUCUGAUAGACAUCAAUAAACUUAUUCUCCUUUACAUCUCCUGAUUUCUUCUUAUCCUCAGCAUUGCAUCUGAUCUUCGAAAGAUCAUCAGACUGAAUAUCUUCUCUGAACAUGCUCGUCCUCUCAUUCUCGGUUAAGAAGAGGUCUUCACAGAGCUUGAAUAAAUCCUAACCAUCAGUGUCCUGCGCGAUUUCUCCUGCGAAUUUCACAGUCAACCUGUCAACAAGAGCUCUUGCGACAUUGUUCACGAUAGACAUUGUUUGCGUGACCACUAACUGCCGAGUCAAAGAUGAGUGAAAGAGAUCCUGAUACAAGGACAACUCCUUCACUAAGAAUUUAGUUAGAAUUUACUUUUUUGAACGAGUGCGUGACUCUAUAUCGGCAGAGAGCGAGACCGCGUGAGAACUCGCAGGAAUGGAGGUGCUUCGUGACAAAAGUCACGCACUUCCGGUUUUAAGCUUGCACAGAGUUAUGGACUAGGGGACUCCCCCUUUCGUUUUUACAACGCGCAAUUACGAUUCUUCGUUCUAUAACGAAGCUGUCGACUCUCUCUUGGUACUUUCUCAGUCUUAGUGACUUUUUUUUAAAAACACCUCCAUGAUGGAUUGAGGAAGCAAGGUCGUAAAAGCAGUCAAACGUGCCUUCCAUUUCCUCGACAGAGUUAAGAACGCAUGGUUGUAUCAGAUUUUUGAAUGUAAGGUAAAUACUUUUAUUUCGCAUUUCUCAGUUAACAUUUUCUCCCUCAAAUGCUCUUAAUCUGUCCUAAUUUUCUCUGAUCUCCGGCAGUGAAAGACGUUCGUGCAGUUAACUAACGAGGAUUGCUAACUUUUACUUGAUUCUGGGGUGUAUCAAUUGUAUUACCGCUUCGUGUUAUUUAAGAGCUAAUUAAGCUGAGCUUGUUUGAACAAGUUACAGCUGUCGAAUUCACAAAAAUUCGCAGGCGAUACCCAGCAUUUACCUUGGAUAAAAUAAGUAAUUCAGGGAGAAUUAAAAGGAAUGUUAAAGUCAUUGAUUUGAUUUUGUGCAGGCGCUGAUGAUCGGAACACUUUCAGUUUCGUCUGCGUGUCUUGCACACAAGCGCGAUCGUGUUUUGCACUAGCUUUCGUGUCAGGCUUACAUAAGUAUUAAUUUAAUGUGCUCCCGUAUUUACGAUGCAUUUCAUCAAAACAUAUAAACAUUUCCAGCGUAUUUCACGUGUUCAUGUUUAUUAUUUUAUACAGUUUAAAAGUAAUUUUUUUUUUGAUGCUUAGAUUCUCCCUUAUAACUGUACUGUUAAACUGAUUUACUUGUUAAAUACAUGAUGACUUUUCUUCAAAUGUCACCUGGUGAUUAAUUGGAAGCGUCCUUUCAACUAACUGCCUUUGAUUUUUAGGAUUCCAAUUCAUCAACUGGUAAUGAUAGAUUGGUAUCUGAGUAAAGUUUACCUUUAAAUGGGUAGCAGAAAUUAGCCAGGUAAGCCUGAUGCCAGGGGGAAAGGGGAUGGACUGGCAUCCCAUCCAAGGGGUGUAGUUGCUCCCACUCACUUCGUGUGAGGAAACCGGUAUUAUAAGCUCAGGGCCUGGAUGGGCCACUACUCAAAUACAGACUUUACCCGACUACCUCAGCCUCUUAAAUAAUUUGAAUUGCUGUUGCAACAAAUUAUAUGAACUUGCAACACUUGCCCAAUUUAUUUCAGUCAAUUGAAAAUGUAUUUUAUAAAUAUUGAAUCAUAUUUUAGUACAUAUCUUUGUUCUUUUGCUGCUUUAAUAGUAUGACAUUAAUUGCUUGUGAUUUUGUGUCUAUGUAUCCCUCCCAUUCUCAGAAGGGAAAAAAUAUUUAUUUUAUUCUUUCAGCCCAGGAUAACUUAAGCAGCACCUUUGUAAGAAGCAUCAGUCUUCUUACAGUUGCUAUGGCUACAGAAAGAAGUCCAAUUAAAGUUCCAUGUGAAAAUGAAUCUCUCAUGAAUUUACUGAGAGGGGUCUUUCCUGUGAAGGGGGAGGGGGGGGGGGACUGCACACAUUAUCUAAGCUUUUAAGGGGACAGGUUAAGUUAGGCAGAUGCAAAAGUGGCAUCUGGCACUAAAGGAAAAAUCUGCAGAUUUUGAAUCUCCAGAUCUUGGCAGCUCUGCUUAUAUACACUAAUAAUUAUUAACUACAACCACAGACUUUUUAAAAAUUUUUUCUUUGCAGCCACAGCUGAUGUUUAUAGAAAUAAAGGUAAUGAGGCCUUCAAGAAAGGAGAUUUCAUCAAUGCUAUUCAUUUUUACACCAAAGGAAUUAAAAUGAACUGCACUGAGAAAGAACUGAAGGCCAAACUGUACAACAACAGGGCUAUUUCACAUUUUAAACUUGGUAAGAUGAUGAGAGCUUUAAUAUGCAUUUUUUUCUCUUUUGAAGCUAUUGGUCUGUUAAUAGUAGUUUUCUGAAAAAGGUGAUAAUUUUGAAUGAAGGCCUUGUCUUGGCCUCUUAAUCAUACAAAGAAGUAACCUCUUACCCCAGAUAUCAAUGAGCAUCACAAGUUUUUCCUAAAAUUGUUGUAAUGGUGGUUGGUUAAAAUGCUACAUGUAUGGCUAAUCAGAGAUAUUUAUUUCAAUAACAGGAAAUCACCAGUAUAUUCACUAAGGGAUGCAGAAGCAGCCAUUGAAUUAACUCCUGACCAACUUUCCUUGAGGCAAUUAUGAGAGGUUAGAUAUGAUAGCUGUGCUAUAAUAAUAAUAAUAAUAAUAAUAAUAAUAAUAAUAAUAAUAAUAAUAAUAAAAGAACUCAACACUCUAAGGUCAAAUGAAUUUCAAUCUUCUCUCAAUUGACUUUAAUUAAGAAGUUGAGACCAACUUGAUGUACAUUUGAAUCCAGCUCUUGACUGCUACGCCAUUACUUUCCAUUAAUUAUGAUGAGAAUAUUAUUUUGAACUGGAUGAAUUAAGAGCUCAAAGCGGAAUGCAAAGCAAAAUUUCAGCAUGAGUAUUUUAGUUCCCUAAGCUUGAUGAGCAAGGUCAAGUGGUGUCAGAUAUGGUUAGUCACUAUCUAGCUGUUUUAAAAAGAAGGAUCAGGACUUACCUUCACUCCAAUCUGUAAGAAAACUUUCCUCAUUCAUCAGGUAUAUCAGGAAGUCACUGGGCUUAUGGAGUAGAGCCACCUUACUUACAACAGUAUUUAAAAAAUAAUAAGUGCUGUGAAUGUGCAACUUUGCCAAUACAGUGUUUAUUUAAGUAAAAACUCUUGCAUUUUUGUCUUAAAGCUAAAAGGAUUUGACAAACUAGUGAAUGAAACAGCUCUGUGAUCACUGCAUAAGGAUCAAGGGUGGUAAAUCUUGUCUUUAUCUUGGAGACAAACAAAAUAAAACACAAUGGAUAUCAGAGGCUAAUGACACCAAAACGCCUUAUUUUGCAGAUCUUCUUCUUAAACUUUGUCCACCAUUUUGGAUUUCCCUGGUGCAUAUUUGAUUUGAAAACACUGCUGGUUUUAUUCGACUGUGACUGCAGAAGGUGUUUCAUGUGUUCUUGUGUGCGACAUACAGGGAAUAACACGGGAAAUACUUGGGGUCAGUGGGAACUAAUUCCACCAAUAGUUUUAUACCAGAAGCAUGGUUCAUGGUUGCUGCAAGUUCUGGGAAAAGUCAGGGAUAUAAAAAUUUCCUCAAUGUCAGAGAAUAUACAUCUUUGAAAGAAGUCUGGCAAAAUUUGAAGUAAUUAUCUUGCAUUUUAAUUGGACCCUUCAUGAUUAUGUUAUGUUUACAAAAAUUGAGAGAUAUAUAAUUAUGCCCAACUUCUUAUGAAAGUUCUUAUCCAUAACUCUGGCUGUAAGCACGUUUAACAGUCUGCUUUGGUGAUAAUUACCUGUUUUUUUUACAAAUAAUAAGUAAAUAUAUAUAUUUCAGUUUACAAAAAUGAAAAAAAUAUGCCCAGCUUGUUACAAUGAUUAGCUAUGUAACAGUCUGCAUGAUUCACAGUCAUUGGUUGCUGUCAUAUUCAGUACUAAAUAAAAUAUGAAUACUACAGAGAGAGCUGUUGUUAUGCUUCUCUUCAUAAGGAGAUCCUCAAGGAUCUCUGCAAAGAAAAAGCAUGCAAUGUUCUUUGCGGCCAGUUUUCGAUGUAACACUAGGAGACACAACUGAUCUUAAUGGUGGUAACAUUAUGCACUCCUCCAUGUUAAAAGGACUAAAACUUAGUCAUGACUUAUUCUCUUGAAGAUACUAUUAAAUUUGAAAACCCUAAGAAAGCCCCUACAAUUUGAAAAUCCUCAAAGAUCCCCUACCAUGUAUCUUCAGUGCUCUUGCUUUCAGUGCUUCCUAAUGAUCACAACAGAGACACAGCUGGAAGAAAUUGGGUAAAACUGAUGUGAUCUUGUUACUGUAGGCCAAACAAGGACUCUGAGAAACCUCUAAUCUCUAAAGUACUUCAUAUGUCAAUCACUGUGCAACAGCUUGACAACUGAUCUGCCAUGGGCGGCAUGCAACAUUGGUAUGCAGAAUGAAAAGACAAUAAGAAACCCCCAUCCCUAACAUGGUGUAUUGAAGUAUAGAAAAAUAUGAAACAAUUUCCCCCCUAACCCCAACAUGGUAUCUGUAGAAACUAGCAUGCUUUAGGUAUUCCAGACACGAUUCUAUGUAUAAUACAGUAUUGUGUCCGGAAUACCUAAAACAAAACAAAAGGGAAAUCAACUGAAAAACACUCAUAAUUUAACACAUUAAAUGCUAAUAAUAUAACAAUAUUAAGCUUUUCAAGGAUUUUUGAAUCUAAAAAUAGUUUUCACUUCUUCUUCACUUUAACUUUCAAUUACACUUGUCAUAAUUUGUACCCACUAAUUAAAUGUCAUGGAAUGUAAUGCAAUCCAGUACAUCACAACAUCAAAGUUAUUACCUUCAUUGCUAUGCCAUUCCAAUAUUUGAAAAUGCUAAACAAAUGCAUUCAUAUUCUUUUCUAGCACAUACAGUGUACUUCAUACAGCUUUUAAUGAAGUACUUACUGUGGAACAAAACAAGUUCACCAACAUCAUUUACCAUAGAAAUCUUUCACUUCACAUUGUUCCUAGAAAAAGAUGAACACUGUCAGCAAAUGACAUGCACUAUGGUAAAACUUAAUAACUUCCCAUUUUUGACAGAUGUUUUUCAAUGAAAAUUUCUUUUUAAUUGAUCUUGCUGUUACUUGAAAACACAAACUUCAAUUGUCUAAUACCAAAAAUAUUUUCACAUUCAUAAAAUCUUAGCAUACACUCUAUGGAAAUUUGAGCCUGUCAGCCAUUCACAUGCAUAACAUGAAUUUAUUACAACGUGUUCAAUCUCAUUUAACCCUUCUAUAGGCAGUUCACAGUCAUGCUUUAUCUUUCAGUUCUAAUAGACUCCUUCUUUUGCUCUUACAAAGGACUACAACACUUGAAGCAUCAGCUUUAGAAUUUCUUUACAGUGGCUAAUUUACAUUAUCAACUCAGUUAAUGAAGCCAGAUAAUCUCUUUCUAACAGUCUCUGCUUUUUUUCUGAUUGCAUUUUUUAACGUAAAUGGCUUUAAGUUUUAUGAACUCAAACCAAGUGCAGUAAAAUCACUUUUAUUAAAUCCACUUGGUUUUAAUUUUACAAGAAUAUCACAAAUCAAGCAGUAUCAUGUUUUUCAGUUAUAAAAUAAACUAUUUGUUUCUAACUUACACUCACAGGAUGAAUGGUUUGGCAAGCUUGAAAACAGCUUUCAGGGUGAAUUUAUAGCCUUUAAAAUGAUGCAAAAGUUCAUUCCUUCAAAGAACCUGCAGAAAAAAAGCAAUGAAUGAGACAUUACAGUUUAAUUUAUAUCAUUUAUUUACUAAAAUCUGUCAGAUAAAACCAUAUUCUGUACUCUACCAGCAAAAUAAUUGUAAUACAUCCACUGAUAUAAAAAGUUAUCAGCAUCAUAAGGUGCUUUUUACCAGUACCAGUAUAAUUCACCAAAUUUAUCAUUUGACUUCUGACUUUGUUGAUUUGGUUGCUAAUAUUUGAAGUAGGUAUAUGUUUCCAUCAGUACAAACUUCUCUUACCUAUUUUUUAAUAGUUUGUAAAAUUUCUUUGCCAAUUGAAUUGAACAAAGGUUUGCAUCAUCAUCCUCUCCAUGGAUAACUGUGAAUUUGUCAGUGACAAGAUUUUUCUUGAUGUACUCUUCUACAUUUCUGAACUUCAGAGAUCAAACAAAGAUGAUUAACCCACAUUGUAGUUAUAAUGAAUAAAGCUUCACACCAUCUUCCUUUCCAUGGAUAAAAACUGUGAAGUUGUUUGUGACAAGAUUUUUCCUGAUGUACUCACUGACUUCUACAUUUCUGAAUUCAGAGAUCAAACAAACAUGAUUAACCCACAUUAAAGUUAAUGAUUGGUAAUACAAGAUGUAAAAUCUUGGAUUACAGGAAACAAAAAAUUUACCUCAAUUUCAAUGCAUUUUGCACAACAGGGAAUAACUGAAUUGUAUAUAACCAUCAUGUGAGUAUCUACACUGCACUUUCAACUGGAUCCCAAAUAUCCUGAGCAGAGUGUGCAUCUAAUUACCACCUUAAAAAGUUUUCUUUUGGAUAACAUAGUCAUUAACAUAGUUUAGUCAUUAACAUAGAAUUAAAGAAAUACUCUCACUUAUGAGCUGAGAUUGUCAGUAAGCAUCUUUGAUUUUGACCUUUGGAACAGUUUUGGGUACCUUCCCAGCAUUCAAAAGGAAAACAUCAUUGCCUGAUUCAUCACAGUGAUCUGAAUAAAGAAAUAUUUAAAGCUCCUUUCAGAAAAGAUUAUCAUACCACUUUUAGGACUUAUUUUCUUAAACUACAUGAACCAAAAACUCAAGCCCUUGUGAUUUCAAUCACUCACCACUUUUUGUGAAGAAAGAGCUGACAUCAUAUUCAUCACAAGUACGAUGAGAUUGUUCCAAAGCAAUGCAAUCUUCUUCAACCUGUGAGUCUGCAUGGUUUGAAAAAUUUUGGUUAAAUAGUGACAUUUCCUUUCAAUUCAAUUGUAGUUAAUUCAUCAGAGGAAAUCCUUAAAUUAAUUAUACAUUAAUUAUCUCAACCCAGACAAUCACACAACUUUUCACACACCUUGCAGUUGAAAUCUCAUGCAAUACAAAAUGGUUAACAAAGUCAUAAAAAAAACCUUUCACCUUUAGGUAUUUUAUCGAUCAUUCAUAGGAAAAUACUCAUCAGAUACAAGAGCUUACUGUCAGUAAAAACCCUGAGCAUGAUAGAAUGUUAUUGCCUUAAAUUUUUCACCACAAAGAUAGUUACAUUACAAUUCACCUUUCUUAAUGUCCUCCGUUGUUGGCCUAACCGCUGAAGACUUUCAUGGCCAUUUGAACCAGCAGGAUUUCUAAUCAAGAAUAAAAUCAUUCAAUCAUUAAUCAAUGAUCAGCCCAUGUUGAUUGAACUUCUUAACCACUGUCUUGAUUUUUAAACAGGUUAACUGUCUACAUUAUUUAUUCUAUAGUAUACAUGUUCCUUCUCAUAAGCCAGGGUGACUGUUGAUGCGCCCACUGAUAAUUUAGGUUAUCCCAAGGAAAAUCAACAGCCACCACUUGCCAAAGGACACUCCUACAUCAUAUUUUGGCAAAUGAAGGUGAAAAUAAAAUCAAUAAAAUUUAAUGAAUGAAUAUACAAAAUUAAAUAAAUCAAAGGUUCUUUUAUACCAAAUGCAAGUUCCAUUGAACUUUCUACUUCCAAUCCUCUUUCCACUGGGCUCAGGUGAUGAUGGGGACUGGGGAGGUUGAUCAACAGGGGGAUCAGAGCUUUCCUGAACAAGCACUAUGAAGAGGUCAAAUGGUUGACAAUUUGAUUGUUUAUUUUUAUGUUUAGUAGAUAUGUAAACAUUCACAGAAAAUUCCUUGAUUACUCCCCAUGAUAAAACAUCAACUAUAUUUCACUCAUGGCAAGGUUUAUACUGAGUCUACAAAUGCAUAAUAAUUGCAGAUGACUCCUUCUUCAGCUUAACCCUAUUUAACAUGUUACUUCUUCCUGUAAUAUUCACACAUUAUCCAGCAAAUAGGUAGUGAGAAUUUUCAAACUUAUCUGGUAGACCUUUUAACCUUGAUUUAAUCAAAUACUUAUAACUAAUUUACAAGGAAAUGUGUAGCAGCUAGUGGGGAGAAUUAACAUUCAGAUAUUUAAGUUAAAGAGUUAAAACAUUGGCAAAUUUUACAAAAGUUAACUACCCUAAGUAAUGACAGAUUGAGAGAAUAUUCCAACUGGAAUAUACAAAAGGCUAACCGCAGCCCUUCUUGGCUUAACUACUUGCAAUAGAACAUACUCAUUAAACAGCAGUAAUUACCUUCUUGACUCGGGGCAUCAAUUGCUGAGGAGGCCUCAUAUUUCUUAGCUGGAAUUGGAGUCCCUCCUCCAGGCUCAAAGACGGCAUUAAGACAAAAAGUUAACUAUCCUAAGUAAGUACAGAUUGGGAUAAUAGUCCACCUGGGUUACAAAAGGCUAAUGAUAACCAUGGCUGAACUUAUUGCAAUAAAGCAUACUCAUGAAACAGCAGUAACUACCUUCUUGACUGGGGGCAUGGACUGGAGUUCCUCCCACAGGCUCACAGACUGCAGUAAGACUCUCACUUGGUGUCACCACUAUAGGAUGAUGUCAAGAUUCCAAACACAUGUAAAGAUGAUGCACUUCUAUUACCAAAAUCUCUCUCUGACUGUUUAGUGCUGCUUGAUACCCUUACAACAAUGUCCCGCAAGCUUGGUGUGGCAGCUUCUAUUAUUCUCUCAAUGUAAAGGUCAAGCUGCUGUUCAUUGAUUUUCAUUGGCUCCUAGAACUGGGAGUAGCAUUCUGAAAGUAAUAAAUCAUUAUAAUUAUUUCUUAGCUGAAAAACUGUGAAAGAGAAAAGUAUAAAUAAACUUCCCAUUUGCUGUUAUAAUAUUAAUGACAAUAAUUAAUUUAAAAAGGCAUUUAAAUGUUAUGAUUGAUUCUUUUGAUACAAAUUGUUCCUGAAGCACAGCAUGCACUACACUUAUUUAAAACCCCAUUUGAAGCCAGCCAGUGCAUACAUAAUUCUAUAUUUAAACUCAAGAACCUGGUACUUAAUAGGCUCCUAGCUUUAAGGCAGCUAAUGCAUCAAGUUUAAAAUGAAAAAAUAAAAUGUUUUUUUACAUAUUAAAAAGGAGACACUUAAGAAAAGUAAAGUAGAAACUAUUACCCUGGUCUUGAUUCCUUUAGAGGUUCAAGUAGUUCAUGUAUGAUAUACACACUAAAUCUUAAUUCUUUAGAGCUCUGUCACAAUAUACAGACUGGUAAACCAAAAGCUGGUAAAUCCUUGUAGGUUUAUGCAUAGUGGACUCAAAGAGAUUUGAUAAACAGGGUUUGAAAAUAAGGAGAAUCUAGUGCACUUUAGAUAAGGUUAGUUAGUUUCCAAUUGAGAAAUGUUGAAAAUAAGCUAAAAAAAAGUACGCCAUUGCAAUAUGUAAAAUAAUCCAACUGCGCUCUUUCUUAAAGAAGGUAGAUUAUUGCAUUUCUACGACAAUGAGACCCUCACCAUAUAAAUUGAGUGUCAAGCAAUCGACAAAGAAACGGCCGCCAUACCAAAGUGAGCGUUUGAAGAAAACGAACGAGCAGCUGAAGAUUGCUUUCCUCUCUAUCGAUCAGUUAGAGUUCUCCUUCACGUUUUGGGACAGAGAUACUCUGUCUAAUACUCUCCAAUACCCUCCUUUCAUAACGUCUGCCAGACGAUCGAUUGUGACUCGUUGGAAAAGUUCGCCAUGUUUUAGCCUUAAAUUUAUUCCCUGCCCCUCCCCCGUAAAGACAGUGUUUUGACUCGUAACCAGGGUCCACGCCGUGCCCUGACACUUUUCUUUAGAAGCUUCCUUUUAAGCAAAGGGUGGCGAUCAUCCCCAAAAAUUGAAAAAGUUAUUUCAAACAAAAAGAAUGACGAAUGAGAUUAGCAAUUCAGUAUAAACGAAACCUCGCUAGUAAAUAAGUCUUUCUCCAACCUGUAAGCGCGCGCAAAAAUACCGUACUAUUGCACGAAUAGGAAAAAACCCUUCUUUCUCAGAAAUUCCAUCUUGUAAUGUUUUCCAUAGUACUAUGUUGGCUUGAAAAUAUUCCGUUUUGUGCCUACCCCCUGUCUGUACUUACCUGGUAUCCUUUCCACCUGCUACAGUCUGAGAUUUUUGAUAACUCUGCUCAUGAAUGAAGCGCGCGCAUUUAUUCUCAUUUCACGCGUAAAAAGAUCCACUUGCCGCGACAAAAUCUUUCCGAAUUCUCAUUUUUCUUAACCACACAACACGCUGAAAGAUCGAAACCGGGUCAUAUUUGUUCUUAUCAUGCGCCAAUUUGGACUACCAACAAGUCCAACCGGAGCGGUGCUAUUCCGUCGAUCUCUAAGACUGUUGUUGUUGUUGUUGUUGUUGUUGUUGUUGUUGUUGUCAUGGUUGUGUUGUUGCUUUAUUCGUAAAAAAGACGAAUUUUGAUUACCUAAGACCUGCGCAUCUUGAUGUAGCAGACUUUUAUGUUUAUUAGUUGGCGGUAGCUGUCAAUAAGUAAGAAUAGGAUUUCCUUGCGCUUGCUUUGGUACCCGCUCUUUGGAGUUGUUUUAGUCCCCAACUCCGUUUUUUUUUUCCAUGCUCCGCGUUCAUUUCAAACGGUGUCACUUUUCACUUGAGUUUAGGGGAUAUGAGUCCAAUCGAAAAACAGAAGUGAAAACAUUUGCGUGAUGCAAAAGUAACAUUACAAACACCGUGCAAAAUGUUGAUUGCAUAUAUUAUAUAUUAUUAUAUAUUAUUUCUGCUUUAAUAUUACUUUUAACUAACCCUUUCCCAUUAUUCAGUUAUUUAUUAUUGGCGUCAAAUUUCCUUGCCUUUACAUCUGGUCCUUCACCUCCUACGCUUUGUCUCUUCGCUUUCUCCUCCAACACAUAUGAAUUCUUCUUUUUCUUCUCAUUUAAAUACAACUCAACUUUAUGUAUGCAGGAGCCCAAAGACCUGCCACACGACAAAUUCCGAAUUUGUUUGACGAAAUAUGGCUAGGAGCUCAUUUUAACCACCCCAAGAACAAAAAUAUUAACAAUGAAUAGUACUCACGUUGAGAGAAUUCAUCUCUUUGAUUGCUUCCAUCACUUUCUUGAAUUUUCCUCCGAAUGACUUAUGAAGCGCCUAACUCCAACCAACGGAAAGUUAUAACGAUGGGUUGUAAUUUUCGCGCGCUAUGAUGACGUAACAGACGAGAUAAUAAACCAAUCAACAGAUUAGCAAGUAAACGUAACUUCUGCCUCGUUUUCAGGCGCCUUUGUACUGGUUUAGGAAAGGGCGGGAAACUGACCGAGUGCGCAGACUGCUGUAUAGGAGGAUAUUGAUAGAUUUUAAUAAACGUUCGCGCAUUGACUGUCUAAGGCUCUAAUUUACUCAAAGCGAUUGCAAAAGCAAUGGACAAGUCCAAGAAACGAGACUGAGAAAGAUCGGGAGCUUAUCAGGAAAAAUAAAGAGGUGCGUCGUUCCGCAGGUAAACCAGUGUAGGGCUGUCGGUUGCUUUGGCCACCACGAUGCGCUGACCACUGACCGCGAAAAUUUAGCACAGACUUCUCGCAAAUAAAGGAUUCUGGAUAGAAGAAUGAGAAAGAUCGGGAGCUUUUCAGGAAAUGACGAAAAGAGCGCGUCCUCCCGCAAGAAAACCAAGUCUACAAGCAAGCUGUUUUGUCGUUAAUGCUUAGUUUGCUUGCGAACAUGUGAAAAUGAGAGAAACAUAUGAGUGCUAAGUUCUGCUUCGUACGAAGCAAGAAACCACUUGGCUAUAAAUUAACAAACAUUCCUUGCCAAAAGUAAGAUUCGCUCAUCCGACCUGUAAAUGAUACAGAAGAGAUGAUAUUAAACCUUUACCACAAGCAGUGACCAUUAAGUAGUUUUUUUUGCCACAAGUUCAUUACACAGUUUGACGGACAGGCAAUGAGAAGACAAAAAAGUGACUAAACUGGAUUGAAACUUUGAUAUCACAACAAAUUUUCGAUAUCAAAAAAAGCAUGGAAAUAUAUAUAGGGCACCAGUUAUGAACAUCCAUUUUCGGAUGCUGGGAGUGAGUAUGUAGCUUCCAAAAACUGGAGAGGUUUCUAGAAAUUAUUUCACUUUGGAUAUCAUGGUUCAUUUUACCUGAUCCGUAAAACAUUCUACGAGGUGGCUCUUCUUGUCCAUUGACACAAAUUGUCAAUAAACAAUGCAGGUAAAAGUUUAAAAAUCUCAAUUGGCCGGAGGCAAACCAAUCGGCUAUAGACAAAGUGCAGCCAAGGGGUUGAGCUCGAGCAAUCGAGAACAAAUCCAGUAAGUUGCAGGGUAAAGGACUUUAACCUGAAACCUAGUGCCUUAAUCACUCGGGCACACAAGAUCAACGCUGUUAUUUCUGUGAGUCGUGACGUUUGUUUUCCUAAACCAAUUCACACGCAACACACGCCCUCUAGUAUCAGGCUUCGGGAGUUUUGUGUUUCAUUUCACGUCAUUUUUCACCUCAAGUGAACGCCAGAUAUUUUGUAUUGUACUGUUUUGUUUUUCUUCCCACCUACCCCUCCACCCUCGGUGAUUUUACGUGAUGUCAUAGGGUGGCAGAGAGGUUUACUCAGCACAUCAUUGGCUGUUGUUUACUUUUCUUUCGUAUUCUUAAUAAAUUUCUCUCUGUGCCGAAAAGCGAAUUGUGUUUUAUUUGUGUCAGGGAGCGUAGUUGGAGAAUAAGUUUCUUUUGGGAAAGGCUUUUCAAUGACGAUAGGAACAUCCUUUGCAACCGCAUUACUUUGGAAGGAAAGAAAAAUCACAGGGUGCCCACUCUCGUCCUUGGAGCUACUCGUUUUCUCUCAUUUCGAACAUGAGGAAUGCUUAUGGAUUGUGUUUCUAAGACUUACCUCAUAAGUUAAGCGUUUAGGGUAACAAGGAAACAUGUAAAAAUACUGAGAAAAAAAUGUCAAAAUAAUAAAAGUAAUUACAUAAAGUAUAGCUAAUCAGAUCGUAUGAAAGUGAGAGAAUAAUGUCAUGUGAAGCCCUCGAGAAGUAUUUUAGUAAUGUUAAGGUAUUUGUAUACGAAGUAUGCUGAUUUUUUGGGAGAUUUCUACUCCAAGCGCAGUCUAUUAAGUAUAUUUUGGUUGCUUUUGGCCUCGCACCAGCGGCAGGCAUUGUAAUCAACAAAGUAUGAAUAAAUGGGUUUAGUUUUUAAGGAAAUUAUGGUGCUGCGUCGUGUGGGGUACAACGAGAUAAUUUGAUUUUAUAAUCUUACUGCACAAGGUAGAGUUCAAAUAACGCGAAUAUAUGUAUAUACCACGUGUGUACAGUUGAUAAUUUGGAAUGCAAAAAAACCUGUUUAACCGGCCGGCUGCGCACGCUGCGCUUCUCUAUCCACUUUGCUUUUCCCGCCUUAUGAGAAAUGAGCAGAAAGUCUUGGAGGAAAAAAAAAGCAAUCGGAUCAUAAAUAACCUUGUAGACUAUUCAUUGGUGUGCAGUAUUGCCUAGUAUUUUCAUUCCUUGCUUGAAUUUGACGAGCCUUUGGGGGAAGUCAAAAUACGGCACAGCUCAUAAAAAUACUCAAGUAUGUCUCGCCAGAUAAAGAAAAUCCGAAAAAAUCCGAAAAAAUCACCAUAAAUCUUAUUUCGCAAGAUGAUCAUCUCACAGCUGGAGCUUGGGCUGCCUGUGGUGUGAGUUCAGAUAAAUUAAGUUUUGUUUUUCUCUCAAGGUGAAGUAACGCGAUAUUUUUUUGUCCGUUUGAAAGUCAUGCUCUUUUUCUGUUAUAAAAAUGAAAACAUUUGGUACACAAAGUGUCCCAUCUCGACCCACCCAUGCUACGCAUACCUAUGUUCUUAUAAAUGAUGUCAUGGAUCAGGGGGCUGUGAACAAAGAAUGACAUUAACCAGAAAUCUUGGGCUCAUUUGAUAAGUGUAGUGGUUUGUGGCCUUCACGAGAGCCUCGUUGAUUAAGGUCGAGAUUUAUCGGAACAUGAAAGUUUCGCAUUUCGUUUUUUGUAUUAUUUUUAAGUCAAACGUGUUUUUACAGCUCCUUUACGCGCAACGAACACGCCUAACAACUCACGUUCCAUCGCGUACCAUAAAAACAACGUCCAAAGUCCAUUAGAACUUACCCAAUCAUUGCACUACGUGAACAUUAGGCAAUUUUUCACGUGCUUAAAUUGUAUUCCAUCAACCAAAUUCGCAUCUACGCGCGCCUGUGUAUUAUCACUAUUUAUGACUCAUUUCCUCGGGAAAGUUCACAAUGUGUAGUUAACUUUUGGUUUUCCAGAGAAUGUCACGCAAUGGUAAAAACAUCAUUAUGGUCGUGAAACAAAAAGUGAGUCAUUUGCAUCCUGUCGCGGUCAAGUGAAAAUCUUUGGUGGAAGCGAGAAAUUUUUAACGCUCGCCAUCCCAGCUCGAAGCGUUGUUUCUAAGUUAUCGCGAGCUAAAUUUCAGAGGAAUAAAAUCAAAUACUCCUACGUCGUGAGACCACCAGGAAAAGAGUACCCUCUCGACACCGUUCGUGUUAUAAGUCACCUUCUGAAGAACUCAUCAAAAUAUCUUCGGUCUUGGAAAAUUUUACAAAUUUAACAGGUUCUUAAGGACGAAUUCAACGCUCCGUCGUUGACGAAACGUAGUUUUAAGGUAAGCUCUGAAAUAAUUACUUAAACAAAGUGGUUUGUCUCACCCACUCGCAGUGUUCCAUCAGUAACAUUACCAGUUUGUAUUAACAAAGAAAAACUUUUUACAUUCUAAAAUAUAGACAAUCCGGUAUGAGGCGUGGGGUCUUGGUUUCAUAUAGGUCUUUCAGCAAAGUGAGCCGGCAACAAUACACUAGGCCAUAUGAUCACAGACAAGAGCAAGUUAUGAAAAUGGUAUCGAUCUAAAGUGCUGCGUCCCUGCUUACCUUAUUUUUUCAGAAGAAUAUUUAGUGAGAACCGAGAAAACUGAGUGUUACGAGAUAAUCUGAAGCAUUUUUCCUUUUAUUUUGAUUAUAAACUACCGUCUACGUGUUACAUCCUGUUCUCAUUAUAGAAAUUGAAAGAGGAAGCAGUUGUCAUACACAUGUUUUCGAGGGGAGAUGUAAAACGCUCCUUGCUUAUUAAAUGAUACAAAACUUGGCAGGUAUUUUCAGUCAGAGAAAAAUUUAAGGCGACAAAUCAAAAUACGAAUUCUUUAAUACAUCAUUUGACUUCUUUUGAAAAAAUGUAGGUUAUAUUAAGAACACAGCGUAACGGAAUAUUUAUCAGCACAUCUGUAGAAAAUGAAAAUAAGCUGAAAUCCAGCUCGCACAUAGAUUUUGGAAUAAAUGAUCGUCUUCUUUACUCUUUUUUUUUUCCUACAUAAAUUAACGAAUGAACCACAUGCUCCUCGUUCUUGUUCGUCAUAACUCGAGUCGGAAAUUUAACGAAAGUUUGAAAUGAGACUGCCUAAUUGCAUUUGCUUGUUCCACAUAAAAUCAUGAGUGCUACCCGUUGGUGAUUUUCAUCGAACGCAUUCUGGGCGGCGAAUAUUUAUCUAUUAGUUUAGUUUGAAAUGACAGAAGGAAAUAGUCCAAUAUGAAAGAAAGAAAACAUUAUCAUUAAUCCGAGUCAUUUCGUUAGUGCCAUACCUCCUGACUGUGGUGUACUCAAAGUUCUACGGAGCAUGCCCGAAGGUGUGGUUGCAAAAACAACAUGGCACGAUCGGUAAGAAGUAAAGAUCGUGUAGAUUAUUAUUGCUUAUAAAAGCAAAAGGAAAUAUAAACCCGGAGUAAAAUCGUAUCAAGUGGAAAGACUUGUCAACAAGCGGAAAUGGUCGAACAAAGUUUCGCAUAUUAUCAUGAUAAUUUUGCAGAGUUGCAAACAGUGGACUGCUGAUUUUAUGACCAGCAUAUUUACGUGUACACUACAAUAAAUCACAUUUGAAUUACCUACCUUAAAAUGCCUGGCUAAAUUUCCAAAGUGGCUACCAAAACAACGAAAAAAAGUGCUGAUGCGGCGAGCGCUUUCUAUAUUUUUUGACUUGUUGUGAUACAUCCCUGGUGAAAAUCUUUGAAGGAUCUUUAACGAUCCUACAAGAUCGUUAUGAGAACCUUUAAAGAUCUUCAAAAUUCUUGUUAAGAUCUUCAGGGAUAUUUUAUUCUCUUGCCAGGAUCUUCAAGGAUCUUCAAAGUUCUUGUCAAGAUCUUCAAGGAUCUUUCAUUUUCUUGUCAAGAUCUUUAAGGAUCUUUCAUUUUCCUGUCAAGAUCCUCGAAGAUCUUGUCCGGAUCUCCAAAAAUCUUGACAAGAACUUCAAAGAUCCUUUAAAGAUCUUUGAAAAUUCUUUGAGGAUCUUCCAAAUUCUUGUUAAGAUCUUUGAAGAUCUCUCAUUUUCUUGCCAAGAUCUUCAAGGAUCUUUUACUUUCCUGCCAAGAUCCUGAACGAUCUUGGCAGGAAAAUUUUGAAGAUCCGUAAAGAUCUUGGAAAGGAAAUAAAAGACCCCUAAAAAUCUUGACAAGAGAAUGAAAGAUCCUUGAAGAAUUUGAACAUUUAUUUUUCAUCCCACUCAUUUCUUUAUAAUUGUUUCUUGGCCAAGGCCUGGAGAGGUCAAGUAUGAUCGAUAUUUCGGAUUUCUUGUAAUGGAAAACUACCUUGUCGUCUUAAAUAGAGUGAAUUAAUACUUAGAAACGAAAUUACCAUCAGAAAAGCAAGUAGAAGGAGGCAGUAGAGGAGGGGGUGUGCAGACUUUUGGGAUAUGUAUAUUUCUUUUUCUUUUGCUUCCUCAUUUAAAAAUCAAAUAAGAGAAUUUUACUUUAGUUUGGUAAAAGUUGUGGUAUGGUGGCCUUAUGAUUAGUGAGGUGGAGUCAGGGUCAAGAGAGCUGCAUUUGUAACCUGGCCAGGUCAUGUGUUUUGUUUUUGUGCAAAAUAAUUUACUCUUACAGUACCCCUCUCCACCCAGGAGUGGAGAGGGGUACUGCUCAGGGCCUGGAUGGGCCACUCUUAAAUACAGACUUUACCUAACUACCUACUACAGCCUCUGGUUUAAUAAUUUCAAUUGCUGCUGUUACAAAUUAUAUGAACUUGCAACAUACAGAUGAUUAUUUUUUCCCAAUUUAUCUCAGACAAUAAGGGCUGUCUUUUGUAAAUCUUGAAAUUUUCAAAAAUCCAGACAGAGGCGGAGUUUUCUAUACUAAUGUCUGAGCACUUUGUGAGCUUCCCGCCAUCUGGUGGGACGCGUAAUUAAGCACACAGUGGUAAAGGGCCCUUCCGCAGUAUUACUUGAAAUUCGCUCGGUAAUGUAAAAAAAACAACAACAACAACGCGAGUAAUACAUAUAUAUCCAAAUUCUUUCAUCACAGGAAAAGUUGUAGGACCUGAUAGCAUCUUAGGGACGGACCAUUAGAUUUUUGAUGCGGGAGGGGGGGGGGUAUUGGGGUGUUGGGCAAUAACCCCGAAAAAAUCGAGCACGGGCUUAAUGGAAGAAAACAAAUCGUGUAAUUGGCAAAAGACCCCCCCCCUCCACCCCGCAUCAAAAAUCUAAUCGUCCGUCAAUAAGGUACUUUUUACAUUAUUCCAAAAUGGGUUUCAUUCCGGAAUGAAAUGAAUUUCAUGCCACGUUGACAUACAAGAUAAUUUAGAUUAUAAAAACAGGUAGUAAAAACAAGUAUUUACGUCCCUUUUCUAUGCUUCCCUCGCUCCUACAGAGGAUUCAUACAGAUAUGAGUGUCGUACCGCGUUUACAUUAUACAGGUACAAAAGGUCGUCCAGAAUAAGUGUUUCUUUCUGGAAUGAAAACCUCAGUUAACUCAUUCAGAAAUGACUCGUUUCGAAUAAUUUUACUCUGGUAUCAUGUGGCAACCGAGAUAAACUCAUUCUUGAACAAAACUCAUUCCGAUAUUAUGUAAAAGGCCCCUAGGAGUUUUUAUUCCCAGAGCAUCAUGCUGUGCUUUCCUGCCAGAACACUAUAAAUUUCAAUAGCGUUGAAGCAACAACCCACUUUGAACUGUUACGCUGCCACUGAAACAACGAUUAGUGACCACAAAAGUAACAUAUUGUAAUAUUGUCAAUUCAACAUAAACAAAAAUCUUCCUACAGGGUAAAUAUUCAUUUGUGUUGGUAUCAAUUAUUGCGUGACUAGCUUCUGAUAUAGCUGGGAUAGGGGAAAACACAACGUAAAACCUGGGCUCCGGGCAAGAAGUAAUACUCAAGCAUAAUAUAAUGACCGAAACAGCUUAUUGGUCUUAUAAAAUCAUAAAUAAACUAGGUAAGAGUGUUAAGUUGGAUUUUUUUUCAAAUUGUAGCGAUUUAUGCCUCCAUAUGCCAAUAAAAGGUGGCGACAAAUAGACACACCAUGAAUAUUUCAUAGUCGCUAGCAAAAAAAUUUUGCCGGACUUUGAGUUCGUCUCACGAUAGAACAACACAAUUACACAAGAAAAUUUUUACAGUAACCUUAUAACCAUCCUUUUUUAUUUUAAAAGCUAGAAGCUCAGUAGAUUCUGUCGUAUUGGUCAUUGUUAAAACUGUCUUUGUUUUGAUGCUACUUUUCGACAUAGAAAAAGUAUGUCGGACAAAAAUAUUCACCAAAGAAUAAAUAUUUUUGUGCCAGCCUCAAUAAUGUCAGGGGCUUAAGUUAAGAUGAUAAAACAAAGGAUUAUGCCGACAGAAAUACCGGAGGUCGAGUAAAUUCGUUACAUGAGGUCACACAACUCGGGUAAUAUUCAGAGUGAAAAUUUGCAUAUUUGAGCGGUCGAACGAAAAAAAGUCAUUUCUCAAAAACUAAAAUAUAUUUUCACAAAAAACCUACACCACAAUUAUCGGGACAUAUUGGGCUACAAAAUAUGAAAGUAGGAGAGAAAACGAAUUUGGGCGACUUGCCGCUGUUUGUCUGAUGCAUGUUGACAUUAGCUCUUAACUGGCUUCUGGUUUUGUGUCUAUGUAUCCCUCCCAUUCUCAGAAGGGAAAUAAUAUUUAUUUUGCUACUGGGUAAUAUGUUGAACUGAUGUUUACAACCAUUUUCAAUCACCUUUUUUUCAGGCCAGGAUGACCUAAAAGAACAACUUUUUAAGAAGCAUCAGUCUUCUUACAGUUGCUAUGGCUACAGGAAGAAGUUCAAUUAAAGUUCCAUGUGAAAAUGAAGACUUACCUGACAAAGAAAAUGCACCAGAUUUUGACGAGGACACUUUACGAGGUGAGCUAGGUUCAACUUCGGCUUCAGUUAUUGUUAGAGCAAUUUCUAUUCGAUCAGUUUCAAGAAUGCAAGCAGAUGUGGAAAAGGAUACAUACACUGUAUGACCACUUUAAAGGAUAUUUGGCCAGUCAUGACUCUCUUCUAUGAUUACAAUAUGCUGUUCAUUGAGAAGAUCUAUGACACAGAAACUUUUGCUAUUUUCUUUUCUAACAGUUCAAAGCAAUAACACAAAGUUAUAAUAAGUUAAGACUUUAUUUGAUCAUCAUAUAACAUCCAUUGUAAGUUUGCAUCAUAGGUACCAUCAUCAUCAUCACCAUCAUCUUUCUAUUUUAAUGAAACAUAAUCACUUUGAAACCUUCAACAUUCCCUCCUUUCUCCUCUAGCAACCCACAGGCAUUUGAUCUUCAUCCAAGGCAAAGAGGGUGGGGGGGGGGAAGAUGGGGCUUAACCCUGCCUGACUGGCGUUAGGGAAUUUGAAUAAAAACUGUCACAUCUAUUUUCCAGUAGAGUACAAGGGUUAAUUAUCAUUGAAUAUGGAGGUGUUUAAGGUACAUAGUGUACUUUCACUAACAAAUGGCUCAGAAGAAAUAAGGCUUCAAGGUCUAGGUUUUAAAGCUUGGUCAAUUAGUUUUUAAAGCUUGAUCAAUUAGUUGAAAGUGAAAUUGCUAAUUAUUUCGCCUUUUACAUAAGAUUGUGUGGGACAAUUGAACAUUUUAUUAAUUUUUCCCAGGGAAUAGGAAUUUUAGGAAACCUAUCUCCAAAAUCUCUCAUCUCCAGGGGUUUGCCUCGAAUUAAGAGAUGCUUAUAAUUCUCAUCAUUAUUCUUACCCAUGUUGUCACCUACAUUGUUAGCAUCAUCAUAACUAUUGCAAAUCUGCAGAUUUGAAAUCUCCAGAUCUUGGCAGCUCUGACUAUACACGAAUAAUUAUUAACUACGACCACAGACUUCGACACCCAUUUUUUAAUUUUUUUCGAAUUAUUUUAUUUUUUCUUUGCAGCCACAGCUGAUGUUUAUAGGAAUGAGGGUAAUGAGGCCUUCAAUAAAGGAGAUUUCAUCAAUGCUAUUCAUUUUUACACCAAAGGAAUUAAAAUCAACUGCAAUGACAAAGAACUGAAGGCCAAACUGCACAACAACAGGGCAAUUGCACAUUCUAAACUUGGUAAGAUGAUGAGAGCUUUAAUAUGCAUUUUUUUUUCUAUUUUGAAGCUAUUGAGUUGUCAGUAGUAGUUUUCUGAAAAAUGUGAUAAUUUUGAAUGCAUGCCCGGAAAAUUUUACAUCUUAUCUUGGCCUCUCAAACAUACAAAGAAGUAACUUUUUACCCCAGAUAUCAAUGAGCAUCACAAGUUUUUCCCAAAAUUAUAGUAAUGGUAGUUGGUUUGCAACAUGUAUGGCUGAUCAGAGAUAUUUAUUUCAAUAACAGGAAAUCACCAGGAUUCACUAAGGGAUGCAGAAGCAGCCAUUGAGUUAAAUCCAACUUUCCUUAAGGCAAUUGUGAGAGGUUAGAUAUGGUAGCUGUACUAUAAUAAUAAUAAUAAUAAUAAUAAAAAAAUAACUCAACACUCUAAGGUUAAAUGAGGUUAAAUGGAUUUCAAUCUCGUCUCAAUUGACUUUAAUUAAGAGGUCGAGACCACCCUGAUGUACGUGUGAAUCUUGCUCUUGACUGCUACGCCAUUACUUCCAUUAAUCAUGAUGAGAAUAUUAUUUUGAACGGGAUGAAGAACUCAAUGCGGAAUGCAAAGCAAAAUUUCAGCAUGAAUAUUUUAGUUCCUUAAGUUCAGUGAGUCACAGGUGUCAGAUAUGUUAAGAGCGUGUCCACGAGAGCACCGGGCAGUAGUGCUACAUGCCAUCUCACCGAUUUCAAUGAAGCUUUGCCAGUUUAAAGGGUCUACCCCAAAACUCAAAAAGACAAACUGGUUUCUGUUUUGGUUUUUUUUCCGGGGGGAGAUAGACUACCCCCCCCCGGUUUUUCUUGGUUUUCACCAAGGAAAUCGCUUCAAAUAGGUAAAAUGUAUGAAGCUCUCACUGCGAUGGUAUUCAACUGAUUACUUUGAGGAUUUGCACACAUAUUUUUUACAUCCUUUGUUAAUGUCUGCUGCGAGUAUCAGUCAGUUUGAUUGAUGGCUUGUCAAUCAACAGAGGCAAAUAUACGACAGUGUUUUCAGACUUUUCGAUUUAUCCAAAUAUUUGACAACUUUGAGGUCAAAUAUCUCCCAUUGCCAGAAAGCUACAACACUAAUCUUAAUUACCCUUUAUAACCCAUCAUUUCAUCUGUGAAAAUCAUCAAAAAACUAUUUGGGUACUACCGUAUUUUUGUCUUAACUACACCUGUCACGCAAUUCUUGCUCUCGGCGGUCACUUGACAAAAUAAAGCUUCAUUUUUUAGCUCUUUAUACAAGAUGAUUGAUCAAGAAAGGUGAAAAAUGUGAAACACUUUCGAGAAAAACUUUCGAGAUACAUGUAGACGAAAAAUCAAUGGGAAAAUCGUAGCGUUUCUUUCUUCAGUCGUUUAUUACUUUGAAGUUUAUCAUCAUCACUGCUCAUUUUAGGAGAUUUUAAAGUCACAUGCUGCGUGUUGGCUGAUAUUACUACAUGUUCCAGUGUGCUACAACUUCGGCUUUCACAGACGAGAAAUAGAGAGCUCGAGAGCAAAUAUCAAUAGUUCUAUCGGACUAACAACUGUGCUUCUAUCCCGAAAAUAAAAUUCAAAUAAUGUUGACGUUGUCACUUACCGCCAUCGAACAUUUACAUGCAGAACUCCGCUAUGCUAACAUCUGUUGUGUGACCCGAAGACUCUCCGUAGGAAUUAUUUAAGCGCGUUGUUCAUGCUGUCUGCUGGUAACAAUUUAAGAAUAAUCUACAGAUCUCUAUGAUUAUUUACCUGCUUCAGUCGUAAAAUAUCUGCAUACUUUUUUCAAGCAUUCUAUUACUACAUAUAAAUCUACAUUUCUCUUGAUCGAGUGUUGCCGGCGUUUACUUGCGUGACUUAUAAAAUUUUUAAAUAAGAAUUAGCCAGCAGUAAUUUAACGAGUAGCCUUCCUGCAAAUUUCCCUUGAUGAAAUCCCAAGACAUAGCCAGUUGUUUUCGUGAGCAAAGACAAUAAAUAUGAAAGAAAAGUGAGAUGCAAAUGUCUUUUUUUUUUUUUUUAGCUUAAUAGUAGCUGUACCCUCUCCUGCAGUCUUCGUCUAAAUUUUGCAAGGUCCCUCCUUAUCUUCUGCCUUGUUCGAUCAAUUUCGAAUUCUGAAGCUAGAUCAUCGGCAUCGGCCUCUCCGUCCUCAUUCAUAUUUACAGAGGGGGACCUCAUCAAUAAACCUCUUUUUGUUACGGCAGAUAACCGGCUGAAGUAUCAAGCGAUUUGCUGCUGUAGCAACCGGUCAGUCCAAGACAACAUUUCUGGAUGGUGUCGUCUCUUAAACUCUCUCGAUAUUUGGGAAAUCACAUCAGAGGCGGUUGCCUUACUAGUUUCCUCCCUCGCCCAGCACACGUCUAGGAGAUAAUUCUCUGCUUUCUGAGAAAAGGUGGCUGUUUUUUGUGUUUUCCAAAGAGCCCAUCCAAAGUCCACUUGGCUAGUUAGGGAUUGUUCGACAGAAUUUUUACCUAAGGUCCGACCUUGAACGUAGCCAUCCCCAGAAAUCUGUGCACGUUGCUGAUAACUACCCGCUUCUACGAUUAGUUUGCUGAAGGUUUCUAAUGUGAUGAGCCUAGUGAGACAAUGAGGUGCUUCAGAAAAACCGUGCCAGUUGGUCUGCGCUAUAAACUUGUCAUAGUUCUUAAGUCAGAGGGAGGAUCGCCCACCUCUAUCUAUGUGAGCGCCUCUACAGUACCUGUGUAUCCCUAGCAAUCAUAUGAUAUAAAGUUCAUCUCAGUCACAAAUCACCAGUUAGGAAAACUGAUGUUCAGAUAAGCGUUCUUCUUGCCCUUCUUCCUUAUUCAUUGCCGACUCUAAGAUAGCAGCUACAGUACGCAUUCUAUUUAGGUUUACAGUCACCUUGCCGCCACCAGGAAGACUCGCCACCAGCUUUGAUUUCUUCUGCCAUCUGCAGAUUCAUCUCUCUCUCACGUUAUGUCUCCGAAUUUUAUGAGGAGGAUACUGGCAUUUACGAACCCGAAAGUCUGAAUCUCACACCAAGUUGUGCACGAUAUUUGAGGUACAUCGUGAAAUCGCGGCCUUUGUAAUCUCCAAAUAAGCCAAUACGCGCAAGAAUAAGCUCCAUCUCAGACGAAACGCAUGUUUGGGAUACAUCGACGUCUCUCAAAUGUUUUUUUUUAAGCUGUAUACCCACGAAUUUAGAGGUAUGAGCUGUUGCCGUCCCUGGCCAGCGCGAGAAAAAUAACAUUUGGUUCUACAGUUAGUUGCAAAUGAACAAGACAACUGCACCAUCUUGACUUUAUCAAUUCGAGUGUUAGAUUGAAUUGAGGACCUUUUAGACACUCGAUUUUUUAUAUGGCAUCACUAUGAAGACGUAAUACAACUGAUACACCUACAGUACAUAGGAUUAACAAUGUCUGUUGCGCUGUUGCGAGAAGGAGGAAAAUAUUACCGGAAGUGUAAACUCUUUUUAAAAAGAGUUUCAGAGACGUUUCAGAGAUGUCUAUCUUUGAUCGGCUGUCACAAAAAAAGUCCCCCACUUAAAUUUACUAGGAAAAAUGAACUUACCAACUCCUUGUUGAAAAAAUUGGAAUUCAUUUGACCGAUGCGCCGGUUGUUUCAAUUUUUCUUUUUCCUCGGGCUGCUAUAAAACAGUUCAUAAAUUGACUAAUAAAUAAAAUGUUUUGAAAUACCGUUCGGAAUUUGCCUUUUUUUUCUGCGUGCAAAUCAAGGGUAGACAAAGUUUUUAAAACAUUUGACUAGAAUUUCAUGGAGUUCACCUCGAUAAUUUUCGUCGGCCAGAGUCAAGACGCGCCAAGGUAAGGGACAUCGCCCUCCAGUAAAAUAAUUUUCCAAAGAAUAAACGUGGCAAGCGUGAGGAAACGCACAUUUUUUUUAUCAUUGUGAUCAAAGCCCAAUGAUGUACCUAAAUUGGUACUUACGGUAUCAAACCAUCGAUAUGACAGGGUGAGCUUAAUUUUUCUGUCGAGGUCGACGUGACUUCACAUUAAAAGCCUUUUUGACGGAACAAACUAGUGAGCAUCACUGCACGAACUGAGAAAGUAAAAACUUCUAUUUAUCUCUCACGCGUUUCGUCUGACAAUAGUAGACUUCAUCAAGGAUUUUUUCAAGUAGGGUAAAUAAGCUUGCUCAUAUACAAAUAUUAAAUAAGUUGUCUCUUUGCUAUUGAAGCCAAUGGAUAGAAUUCGCCAGGUGCGCCUACGGUGUUAUACAUGCGUGACAUUUUCCGGACGUUACAUGUACGAGUACGUGAUCCGUUUGAGGGUCACAGAUUUAGGGUAAAUAUUUCACCCCUCAAAAUCACGCAAUGUCUCUAGUUUAUAGAGGUCUUAGAACGUUUCAUUAUAUGGAGUUGCCUUCUGCGGGUAGAAGGCUACAAGCGAAUUUCUCAGGCGUAAUUACCUUUGAUUUCUUAAUUGAUGUUGUCGCAAACCUUGUUUUUGGGAGUCACGAGACAAAAAAAACUUAUAAGGACCUAGUUUCCUGUUCUAAUGGAAAUAAAUAGCAAAUAAAAACACAUUUUCUUGAGAAAUAAAGUCACAAAUGACGGGGGUUCUCUGAAACAGAUAGUGAUAGAAAAGGAUUUCAGUUCUGGUCAAUAUUGACUUUUCACGGCCUACUUCCAAAUCUGAGGGAACGCACUGAGGGAAUGAAAAAACAUAAAUGUGUGAUAAUGCAAGCAAGAGAAUGAAAAUCCAAAUGAAGAAAAAGGAGAAAACAUAGGAACCCGUGUUGCAGCGUGCAGAUAUCUUUCGAGCCAGACCUACACACCUAAGCCCGACACCACCCAGAGAAACUCGAAAGAGUCCUGUAUAUGAACUAGCUCGCACGUGCACGCAGGAAAGGCCAUGACAAUCAGCGAAAAUAAUAGCAAAUGCAGAUGAUAUUUGCAGUCAAAAAACAGAAAGUAAGAUAACAGAAGGAUUAGGAACUUUGUAGAAGUGUCCUCUUGAAAAAAAAGAAGAACAAUUUUUUUACUUCUCAUGAAAGGUCACGCACUAACCCUACAAAUACUAUUCCUAUACGUGGAAUUUCUUGACGGUGGAAAGUGGAAAAAACAUUUUCCAGUCUUAUUUUCUGGAAACAUGGCGUAGUUAAUGAAUUUAUGGGGCUAUUGAUAUUUCCUAACAAAUAAGGGGGGCAGAGUUUCCCAUCAUGCGCGGUAAGGAAAAGCCGAACUUGUUACACUCGGGAACUUGUACGUCAACAAGCAGGCGACAUGUGACUUUAAAAUCUCCUCUCCUGUUACAGUUUCCUUAUUGUAAACUGUGCGAUAAUGAUAAUAGACGAUCAAAGUAUAGGCUAAUGAAUGUUUUGUUCUGUACAAGAGCCCUAUGUCCUGAUUUUAGCAGAUCUUCAAAGUAAUAAACGACUGAAGAAAGAAACGCAACGAUUUUCCCAUUGAUUUUUCGUCAACAUGCAUCCCUCUAAACGUGAAAUUUUCCAUUCCUACAAAAAAUCUCGAAAGUUUUUCACAUUUUUCACCUUUCUUGAUCAAUCAUCUUGUAUAAAGAGCUAAAAAAAUGUAGGUUUAUUUUGUCAAGUGACCGCCUAGAGUAAGAAUUGCGUAACAGGUGUAGUUGAGAGAAACUUGUCACAGUCGCAAAUUUUAAAAGGCAUCCAAGACAAAAAUACGGUAGUACCCAAAUAUUUUUUUGAUGAUUUUCAGAGAUGAAAUGAUGGGUUACAAAGGGUAAUUAAGAUUAGUGUUGUAGCUUUCUGGCAACGGGAGAUAUUUGACCUCAAAGUUGUAAAAUAUUUGGAUGAAUCGAAAAGUCUAAAAACACAGUCGUAUAUUUGCCUCUGUUGAUUGACAAGCCGUCAAUCAAACUGACUGAUGCUCGCGGCGGCCAUUAAUUAAGGAUGUAAAAAUAUGUAUGCAAAUCCUCAAAGUAAUCAGUUAAAUAUCAUCGCAGUGAGAGCUUCAUAUAUUUUACCUAUUUGAAGCGAUUUCAUUAGUGAAAACCAAGAAAAACCGGGGGGUGGUCUAUCUCCCCACGGAGAAAACCAAAACAGAAACCAGUCUGUUUUUUUUUAGUUUUGGGGUAGAGCCUUUAAACUGACAAAGUUUCAUUGAAAUCGGUGAGAUGGCAUGUAGCACGACCGCCCGAUGCUCUCGCGGACACGCUCUUAAGUCACUAUCUAGCUGUUUUAGAAAGAAGGAUCAGGACUUACCUAACUCUUAGUGUUUUUGUGGGAGUUGUUGAUCCCAAUUUAAGUGUUCUUAGAAGUUUCAGUUGUCUGUAAAGCUAAAUAAAUCUAACUGAAACCUAGGGCCUGUUUAUUCUUUUCCGUUUAGUUUCUUUGUUUUGUUUUGUCUUUUUUUUUUUCUUCUGGUCUGUAAUGAUCUCAAUGGUUUCAGGUUCUUUUCUCAGAAUUGAGCUACAGUAAUAGUAUGCUUCUUUGUGUUGUUGCCUACAGGAGCCGCUGCUUGCGUUGAAUUGAAGAGAUUUGAAGAAGCAAUCAGUUGGUGUGAUAAGGGACUAGUUGUAUCCUUUGAAGGAAUCGUUCAUUUUUAACUGUGGGUAUAAAAAAAAGUUUCCACAAUUUGAUGUUUCAAGGGAGAAAAUACAAAGAAGGGUAUUUAUUAUGAUGGGAACUUGUCAGGUCAUAUACUUUAAGUGUGUGUGAUUAAAAAUGUUAAAAUGGACUAUUACAUAUCAAUAUGAUCAGAAACAUAUUCUUUUUUGUGUUUUACACAUUUUUUACCCUUAACAUAAAAAAGAUUGACAAAAACAAUAGGAUCUUGUUGUCAUUAAGACUUCAGUCUGUCAGUGAAGUGGGAGAAAAGUCCAUGGAGGAAAAAGAUCCUAUUAGUUAUAACCAUGGUAGUGCAAGUUCAGGUGAUGUCAAAAAAGUCAUAGAUCUCUAUAAUCGGGGAGAAGAAGCCAUAGAGUACCUCAAGCUAUAUCUUAAAAAAGCUAAAGAAGUAGGAGACAAGCAUGGGGAGGGUAACGCUUAUGGCAAUCUUGGCAAUGCUUAUCACCGUCUGGGUGAUUUCAAAAAAGCCAUAGAGUACCACAACCUACAUCUUAAAAUAGCUAAAGAAGUAGGAGACAAGCAUGGGGAGGGUGGUGCUUAUGGCAAUCUUGGCAAUGCUUAUUUUAGUCUGGGUGAUUUCAAAAAAGCCAUAGAGUACCACAACCUACAUCUUAAAAUAGCUAAAGAAGUAGGAGACAAGCAUGGGGAGGGUAACGCUUAUGGCAAUCUUGGCAAUGCUUAUGACAGUCUGGGUGAUUUCAAAAAAGCCAUAGAGUACCACAACGUACCUCUUAAAAUAGCUAAAGAAGUAGGAGACAAGCAUGGGGAGGGUAACGCUUAUGGCAAUCUUGGCAAUGCUUAUUACAAUCUGGGUGAUUUCAAAAAAGCCAUAGAGUACCACAACCUACAUCUUAAAAUAGCUAAAGAAGUAGGAGACAAGCAUGGGGAGGGUAACGCUUAUGGCAAUCUUGGCAAUGUUUAUGACAGUCUGGGUGAUUUCAAAAAAGCCAUAGAGUACCACAACCUACAUCUUAAAAUAGCUAAAGAAGUAGGAGACAAGCAUGGGGAGGGUGUUGCUUAUGGCAAUCUUGGCAAUGCUUAUCACCGUCUGGGUGAUUUCAAAAAAGCCAUAGAGUACCACAACCUACAUCUUCAAAUAGCUAAAGAAGUAGGAGACAAGCAUGGAGAGGGUAACGCUUAUGGCAAUCUUGGCAAUGAUUAUGACAGUCUGGGUGAUUUCAAAAAAGCCAUAGAGUACCACAACCUACAUCUUAAAAUAGCUAAAGAAGUAGGAGACAAGCAUGGGGAGGGUGGUGCUUAUGGCAAUCUUGGCAAUGCUUAUCACCGUCUGGGUGAUUUCAAAAAAGCCAUAGAGUACUACAACCUACAUCUUAAAAUAGCUAAAGAAGUAGGAGACAAGCAUGGGGAGGGUGUUGCUUAUGGCAAUCUUGGCAAUGCUUAUUUUAGUCUGGGUGAUUUCAAAAAAGCCAUAGAGUACCAGAACCUAAAUCUUAAAAUAGCUAAAGAAGUAGGAGACAAAUCCUUUGAGGCAAUGGCCUACUGUUCAUUAGGAUGCGUUUUCGAGUUGCAAGGUGGACUGCCAAAAGCCGUUGAACAUUACCAAGCUAGCAUAAACGUAUUCAAUUCUUUGAGAGCACUUCUAAAAUCUAAAGAUGAGUGGAAAGUUAAUUUUAGAAAUCAGUAUCAAAUGGCGUAUACGGGUUUGUGGAGAGUUCUCGUAGAACAAGGUAAUGUAGAUGAAGCCUUAUUUGUUGCUGAGAGAGGGCGAGCUCAAGCUCUGACCGACCUCAUGGAAUCCAGUUUUUGUGGUGGAACAAGUCACCACAAGGGAGAAGAUGAAGAUUUCACAGUUUUAAAAAACGUUCCAUCAAACACUGUCUUUCAGGCAGUGGACAAAGCUGACGUCAAUCUUUGGGUUGUGUCCGAAGGAAAACAAGUUCAGUUAAGACAAAGUAAACUCAAAGGUUUUGUUUCAGAGAAUAGUGGAGUUAGCCAGUCCUUUGAGUCGUUCAUGCUCGGUGUCUAUACACAACUUGGUGUUCGUUCUAAUGUGAGAUGCGAGAAUCGAUCUUUGGAUGCUCUGAGGGGGAGCCGUUCAAAAGUGGACGAGGAAACUAAAGAAGACAGCCCUCGACCUCCCAUCCAACAAAAAGAAUGCUUGAGCACUUUGUAUGAUACCGUCAUGAAGCCAGUGGCUGACCUGGUUCAAGGGGAUGAGCUAGUCAUUAUUCCCGAUGGAUCCCUGUGGCUUGCUCCUUACGCUGCAUUGAAGAAUGGUAAUUCUAAUUACCUGUGUGAAUCGUUCACAAUCCGACUCGCUCCAUCGUUGACAAGUCUUAGACUCAUCGCCGAUUGCCCAGAUGAUUAUCACAAAAGCAGUGGCGCGUUGCUCGUAGGAGAUCCGUGGGUAGCCGAGGUUACUAACAGCGAGGGAAAGAAAGUCCUCCAGCAGCUUAAGUAUGCUAAAGAAGAAGUAGAAAUGAUCGGAAAAAUUCUGAAUAUCACGCCAAUCACUGGCAGUCAGGCCACGAAACGUGAGGUGUUGAAAAGACUCAGUUCCGUUUCCUUAGUUCACUUUGCGGCACACGGAUGUAUGGAAACUGGCGAAAUUGCUCUUACACCUGACCCAGACCGAAUAUCUACUGUGCCAACGGAGGAGGAUUACAUUUUAACAACUGGAGAUGUGCUGAAUGCUCAACUUCGGGCCAAACUUGUUGUGCUUAGUUGCUGCCACGGCGGCCAGGGCGAAAUCAAAGCUGAAGGUGUGGUUGGCAUUGCGCGCGCUUUUAUGGGGGCUGGUGCUCGGUCUGUUGUGGUGUCCCUGUGGGCGAUUGAAGACGAGGCUACUCUUGAGUUCAUGAAAUACUUUUAUCAACAACUUGCAGGAGGUAAACGAGCAAGCGAGUCACUGAACCUGGCCAUGAAAAGCCUCAGAGAAUCAGACAAGUUCUGCGACAUCAAACACUGGGCGCCCUUUUUGCUGAUUGGAGAUGACGUCACUCUUGACUUCAUGGCAAAGGAAGAGAAAAUUUAA
Pocillopora meandrina is the source of this 41809-nucleotide messenger RNA. Lineage: Eukaryota; Metazoa; Cnidaria; Anthozoa; Scleractinia; Pocilloporidae. The record is from the annotation of a GenBank genome assembly.